Felis catus (domestic cat) is the source of this 2161-nucleotide messenger RNA. Its product is annotated as zinc finger protein 345-like. The record is from RefSeq and is a predicted model, not a curated record. Lineage: Eukaryota; Metazoa; Chordata; Mammalia; Carnivora; Felidae. The transcript has 4 exons. Bases 425 to 1831 code for a protein of 468 amino acids. Gene Ontology annotation, cellular component: nucleus.
UCAGGGAUUUGUGAUAUUCAGGGAUGUGUCUAUCGACUUUUCUCAGGAAGAGUGGGAAUGCCUGGACUCGACUCAAAGGAAUUUGUACAAAUAUGUAAUGUUGGAAAAUUAUAGCAACCUGGUCUCAGUUGGACAGGAUUUGAGUCCUGGGAUACCUACAACAAAAAUCUCCUUUCUUCUCUUGUGAGUAGGACUUUGCAUUCCCAAGCCAGAUGUGAUUUCUUUACUGGAGCAAGGGAAGGAGCCUUGGAGUGUUUUUGACAGUGAACUGACAAGGGACCCAUACCUAGAAGAGGAAACUGAGACACAGAGACUUGAAGUAACUUGCCCAAGGUCAACAACUAAAUAUAAAUCUAGGUGUGAGAGCAAGAAAUUAUCUCUGAAAAAGGAUAACUAUAAAAUAAAUUCAUCUCAAUGGGUUAUAAUGGAAGGAUUUACUAAGCAUGGACUUAAACAAGGAUCUCAGGAAAAACAUUUUGGCCAAGUCUCGUGUACCUCUGAAGACAUGUCCCCUUUCAUUCAGCAUACAUCUCUCUCUCUACAUCAAACAUUUAAUACCAAAGAGAAAUCUUAUGAAUGCAAAAAAUAUAAGAAUGCCUAUGAACAGGACUCAAAACUUACUACACAUCAAGAAAGUCAUACAGCCAAGAAAUUUUAUGACUAUAAGGAAUAUGGGAGGGCCCUUGGUAGAACUUCAAAACUUAGUUCACAUCAUACAGUGCAUAUUGGUGUGAGAUCCUAUGAAUGUGAGGAAUGUAUGAAGUCUUUGAAUAGGGGCCCACACUUAAUACAACAUCAGAUAAUUUUUACUAAGGAGAAAUCUAAUGAAUUUAAAGAAAGUGGGAAGGCCUUUACUAAUGCUUCACAGUUUUUUCUACAUCAUAGCAUUCAUACAAGUGAGGAACCCUUUCAAUGUAAGUACUGUGUUAGACAAUUUAAUAAUGCUACAGCCUUUAUUCGCCAUCAGAGAAUUCACACUGGUGAAAAACCCUAUGAGUGUAAUGAAUGUGGAAAGGCUUUUAGUACAAGUUCAAUAUUUAGAGUACAUCAAAGGAUUCACACAGGUGAGAAACCCAAUGAAUGUAAAGAAUGUGGAAAAGCCUUUCGUCAUUCCUCAUACCUUACUCAACACCAAAGAAUUCAUACUGGUGAGAAACCUUACAAAUGUAAGUAUUGUGUUAGGGCAUUUAGUAAUGUUUCGGCCUUUAUUCGGCAUCAGAGGAUUCAUACCGGUGAGAAACCCUACAAAUGUAAGGAAUGUGGAAGAGCUUUUAGUACUGGCUCAAUACUUACAGCACAUCAGAGAAUUCACUCAGGUGAGAAACCAUAUUUAUGUCAGGAAUGUGGAAAAGCCUUUCGUCAGUCUUCAGAUCUUACUCAACAUCAGAGGAUUCAUACUGGUGAGAAACCCUACAAAUGUAAGGAAUGUGGAAGGGCCUUUCGUCGUUCAUCAGAACUUUCUCGACACAAGUUAAUUCAUGCUGAUGAGAAACUAUAUGAAUGUAAAGAAUGUGGAAAGAUCUUGAGUAGAGACUCAAUACUUAUACAACAUCAGAAAAUUCACACAGGUGAGAGAGCCUGGGAAUGUAAUGAAUGUGGGAAGGUUUUUACUUGUGCAACAUACCUGGCCCGGCAUCAGCGAAUCCAUACUGGUGAUAAACCAUAUACUUGUAACAAAUGUGGGAAAGCUUUUCUUCGUUCUUCAGACCUUAUUCUGCAUCAAAGGAUUCAUACUGGUGAGAAACCCUAUGAGUGUAAGAAAUGUGGGAAGGCUUUUGCAAGAGGUUCAAAUCUUAAUCGCCAUCAAAAAGUUCAUAAUAGUAAGAAAUAGUAUAAAGGAAGCUUUGUAUUUAAGCAUAUCUUUUAGGUAACAUGGCAUGGAAGAUAAACCCUAGAAACAUAAUAGGAGAAAUCCUAAGAAUUUAUUGGUGAGAAAAUGUAGAAAUAUAAUUGAUAUGAGAAUGACUUAUGUGUUUCACAGUUUAACUACCAUAAGAAUAAAAUGAAUAUUGGAAGGCCUCUAUCAACAACUCAUUCCUUUCUAAGUUUUAAAAACUUUGUUGUUUGUUUUAAUUUUUUUUAAUGUUUGUUUAUUUUUGAUAGAGAGGGACAGAGACAGAACAUGAGCAGGGGAGGGGCAAGAGAGAGAGAGGGACACAGA